AUGGACCGGUCCGAAGGGGAAGAUCCGCAGCCGGGGAUCCGCCUGCUCCUGCCCUCCAGGGAGUUCUUGCUGUCCCGCAAAGGGCUGCUCCUGCUGGCCGAGGCGGUGCUGUCCUUUAUCAUUUUCAUCUGCUUUAUUGCUUCCAAAGCCUCGUCUUUCUUGACUGUGCCACUGCUCACAUUCCUGCUGGCCCUGGGUUUUCUCUUUGCGUAUUCCUUAAAGUUGAACGAGAAGUUCAAAGCAACCUACUGGCUUUUGGCGCAUUUCUUGUGCUGUGUAAUCGCUGCGGUGAUCUACUUUGCCAUCUCGAUUGCUGCCGUCUCAAAAUACUCUGACGGGGCAGCAAAGGCAGCCGGGGUCUUCGGCUUCAUUGCGACCAUUGUGUACGCCGUCGAUUUCUACAUGACCUUUAACAGCCUGGUAGCGUCGCUCAAGCAAAGCGAUCCUUCAGAUGCCGCCGAGCAACGCAGAUCAGAAGAGGAUGCCUCCGACUCAGAUUCAGACUGAAGGGCAAAGCC
Euleptes europaea (tarantolino) is the source of this 518-nucleotide messenger RNA. It is a transcript of the gene CMTM3, whose product is annotated as CKLF like MARVEL transmembrane domain containing 3. Gene Ontology annotation, cellular component: membrane. The record is from RefSeq and is a predicted model, not a curated record. Bases 1 to 507 code for a protein of 168 amino acids. The transcript has 5 exons. Lineage: Eukaryota; Metazoa; Chordata; Lepidosauria; Squamata; Sphaerodactylidae.